AUGAAAAGAGUUUCAGAAUUGGAAUUGAAAAAUAAACAACUUGAGCAGGCAAAUAAGGACCUGAGACAACAAACAGGUUCUGAGGGUAAACCUAACAACUUCUCUGCUGAUGGUUUGAAAGACAACCCAAAGCUUUUUCGAUUCUAUACUGGACUUCCAGAUUAUGAAACUUUCAAAAUAAUUUUGGAAUCCUUUGGUCCUGCUGUCAACAAUUUAAUUUAUGUUGGCUCAAAUACAAAUGCCAGCAAAAUUAUAUCAGCUGACCACAUAAAACGAGGUCCAAAGAGAAGCUUACCUGCUGAACAAGAAUUUUUCCUUGUUCUUGUGAGACUAAGGUUAGGUCUCCUUGAAGAAGACAUUGCUUACAGAGCAGGAAUAUCUACAACCCAGUUCUCCAGAAUAUGGAUCACUUGGCUUGAUUUUUUACAAAGCAAGUUCAGAUCAUACCCAAUAUGGCCAUCUAAAUCUUCUGUUAUGAAAACAAUGCCAAACUGUUUCAAAGAAACAUAUCCUUCAACAAGAGUAAUCAUUGACUGCACUGAGCUUUAUAUUGAGAGGCCAUCUUCACUGAGGUCACAAAAUGCAACAUAUUCAAAUUACAAGCACUAUAACACAGCUAAGGGCCUUCUAGGAAUCAGUCCAGCUGGAGCAGUUUCCUUUGUUUCAGAACUUUAUACAGGGAGGACCAGUGAUAAAAAUGCUACACGCAACAGCCAACUCUAUGGUCUACUUGAGAAAGGUGACUCUGUCAUGGCAGAUAGAGGCUUUGACAUAGAGAGUGACUUACCAGAAGGUGUAGGCCUCAACAUUUAUGAGGGGAAAAGAGCAUUUGUCUUUGGGAGAGGAGAUAGAGACGAGGCAAAUUGCAUCAGUUCGAAUCCACGUAGAGAGGGCCAUUUCAAGGAUAAAAACAUUUAA
Molecule: messenger RNA, 918 nt
Organism: Rhopilema esculentum
Lineage: Eukaryota; Metazoa; Cnidaria; Scyphozoa; Rhizostomeae; Rhizostomatidae
Source: RefSeq, a predicted model, not a curated record